AAAGUUGGCUGAAAAUAGAGAAUAUUCGUUUUCAUUCAGUCGAAACUGGCCUCAUUUCCAUUUUCAGACUCCAAUUAAUUUCCAAAUGUCUUCAAAUUUAUGCGCAUUUUUAUUUCCCCGCUGUUUUCUAUUUUUUGUUUUCCUCCAAAUUAAUUGUUCGUUUUUCUUACGGCAAAUUAAUUGCAAACGCUUGACAAUUAAACGCGGGCUGCCUUCGGGGGUCAUCGUCAUUAAUGCUAACUGUGAGGGGGUUACGAGCUGUACAUAAAGUCUGGAGGGGGCUCCUAGCCCCCUCUGCCACAGCCAGCGUCGCAGUCGACGCAUUUGGAGUUGUGAAAACUUUGCAGCGACUAAAAUACUAAAUACAGUCUCGUUACAAUCUGAGGAGCGCCCAUCUCGCUCGCACUCGCCGUCUGCCAUCCCUUUUGCACACCAGUCUCAUGAUGAACGCCAUAAUUACCGUUACGUAUACGCCACCAUUGCUAUUUUUUGUUGCUGUAGCCGAUUGGUGCUGAGAGCCGAGCAGAGCGAGACGGCACUAGCAUAAGGGUGUCUCUCUUCUUCGCAGAACGGGUUUUGCUCUCUCGCGAGCGAGACAGAGAAAGAGAGAGAGACGGAGAGCGAGCGAGCGAGCGAGAGCUGCGGCAGAGAGCAGCGGCAGCAAAAGAACUGAAGAAAUAUCGACGUGUCUAGUUAGCAAACCAAUCUUCAAUCUAGUUUCGAACAGUUGACUGCGAAGCGUCGAGUUGAGAGGUCCUACGCUAUUGGAUCAGCGUCGUCGUGUCGAAGCAUCAGUGUAAACUAAUCAAACAAAUCAGAGGAAAUAUAGCAAGAUUCGAGUGUACAAGGCUUGCCAGUAUCGUCAGUACCGACUUGCAGUGUAGUGACAAAGCCGUCUUGAAAAACAGUUAAGUGCUAACCCAAACGAAUCGAAACGAAACUCUCGGAAAAGAAACCAAGUGCUGAAGCGAACCUAAAUGCUCUGCCCUCCAACCAUGCGUCCGGCCAGUCCCGCCGAAUCCGAAAUCUCCGUAGGCGGAGCCCCCAGCCCGCUGCCCACGCAGCACCAUACGCAUCCGCACUCGCAUCCACAUCCGCUGCAGCAUCCGCGGGCCAGCACCAUUGAUCUGCUGCAGCAGCAGCAGCUGCUGAUGCAGCACCAUGCCGCAGCAGCCGCCGCAGCAGCUGCAGCCGCCUCCGGACUCACCCGGAGUGCCGUCGGCAAUCUGCCGGAGGACUACUUCCAUCCGCUGAAGCGCCUGCGCAUGUCCUCGUCCUCCUCGGAGCCACGAGACCACACGCCCAGUCCGCCGUCAGCAGUUCCGGAGCCCCAGACCAACCAGACUACCAAGUCGGCCAUCGAGGGGGUCAAGAGCUUCUCCAUCGCGGACAUCUUGGGUCACUCGGAGAAGCAGCGCGAGGAGUCCGUUUCCCCGCCCCCAAAUGCAAACCUCCUGGCUCCACCUGCCUCCCGGCCCAUUGCCCCCUCGGGCGGAUUACUGCAGCCACGCACGGAACCGUUGGAUGUCCACCCGGCCGCCGCUGCUGCCAUGCUCCUGCCAAGCGGCCAGAUUGUUCGCCCGUGGGAUCACCUCCUGGGGCCGACCAUGCCCGUCCGCCCCUUUAUCCCAUCCGCCCUGCUGCACUACGAGCAGCGCCUUGCCCUGGACUACCAUCGCCAGCUGCAGGAGCACUUCAACGCCCAGGCCCAGCUCCUUCGCCACAUGGGCAUGAAUCCCGCGAUCAUUGCCUCAGAGGAUGGAAGCUCGGAGCGUUCCCAGCGAUCGAGCAGCAGCAAUGGCAGCACCGAAUGCUGCAGCCCACGGCAGGCGGAAAAACUUGAAAAACUAACCACCCAAGAGGGCAGUGAGGAAGCUCAGAAGAAGAAAUCAGAGGAGCAGCCAACGGGUUCAGGAAAGUCAAACGGAGACACUCCUCUCGAUGCCCUCUUCCAAAUGACCACCAAGGACUUUGACGAGUCACAAGAUAAAUCCCACUUGGACAUCUUCUCGAACAGGCCGCAGCCGAAGAAGAAGCGCAAGUCGCGCACCGCCUUCACCAACCACCAGAUCUUCGAGCUGGAGAAGCGGUUCCUCUACCAGAAGUACCUGUCACCAGCGGACCGCGACGAGAUCGCCGCCUCCCUGGGACUGUCCAACGCCCAGGUGAUCACCUGGUUCCAGAACCGGCGGGCCAAGCAGAAGCGAGACAUCGAGGAGCUGAAGAAGGACUUCGAUAGCGUGAAGGUCUUCUCCGCCCACAAGUCCUUUCUGGAGAACGUGAACGACCUUAGUAUCCUCAAGAAGAAGCCCAUGCAUGAGUCGGACAUGGUGGGCCUGGCCGCUGCGGCAGCCGCUGCCGGAAUGGUGGUUCCCGUGCCAGGAUCCGUGCCAAUGGGAGGCGCUCCUCCCAAAUGAGGGCGUGGCCAGGUGCGCACCGAACCGCCAAAGCAACCUGAUGAUUGGUACAGAAAGUGAGCAACGAGGAGUCGAGUAUUUUGUUUAAUUUUGAGCUGAGUGCCGGGAAAGUUGUGAGGCAUAUUUUCGCCCAACGCAUUUCCUGAAGGCAUUCGACGGCCAAAGGAAGAUCCAGGACAUCCUUAACAUCUUCCGUGCCCACGACGCAGAGGGCAAGGGCAACAUUCACUGCCAAGCCCAGAUGGAGACUAACCAGCCAGGACCAAGGCCCCUUUGUGGGCCGUGUAAUCAAGCCAGAACAAUCAUAACCGGAAACGAAAGUGGAAAUGGAACCAGCCAGAACUUGGAUUCGGCUCUACAGCCGGGAUCACAUCGAUUAUAAUCGGCUCUUUUAAGAGCCACCAAACAGAUGAACAAAGAGGCGUUUAAAUUUUUCAUGGAAAGUUGAAAGAGGUUUUGAUAAAGUACAUUUAAAUGGUGUGCUAAAAUGAAUGUGUUUCGUAUAAUAUCAAUAUUUCAAUGCUACAGAACUACAGAG
This is a messenger RNA of Drosophila simulans, 2955 nucleotides long. RefSeq names its product homeobox protein B-H1. Gene Ontology annotation, biological process: regulation of DNA-templated transcription. Gene Ontology annotation, molecular function: DNA binding; DNA-binding transcription factor activity, RNA polymerase II-specific. The record is from RefSeq and is a predicted model, not a curated record. NCBI's taxonomy places the organism in Eukaryota, Metazoa, Arthropoda, Insecta, Diptera, Drosophilidae. The transcript is spliced from 2 exons. The coding region runs from base 978 to 2417 and encodes 479 amino acids.